Prunus armeniaca (apricot) is the source of this 1740-nucleotide messenger RNA. NCBI's taxonomy places the organism in Eukaryota, Viridiplantae, Streptophyta, Magnoliopsida, Rosales, Rosaceae. The record is from the annotation of a GenBank genome assembly.
AUGGGAAUGAAGGCCAAGCCUCACCACCACCACCAUUGCAAUGGCAAUGGCGGUGGGGGCGGAGGUGGAGGUGGGAACGGCAGCGAGAGCAGCAGCAGCACAUCACCCAGCCCACCACCGUCACCCCGCCGACACUCCAGCACACUCUCCCACUGCCGCCGGAAGCUCCGGUCCAAACCCAUCUCCGUCGUCGCCGGAUUUCUUCUCCUCCGUCGAUUCCUUCGGUUACUGGUGGUGCUGCCUCUGCUCUACGUCUCUGGGCUUAUCAUGUGUGUCGGCCCGUUCUCUGGUCUGAUGGGCCAUACCCCUCUUCCCGGUUCUGUGUACCGUAGUCACGAAAUGUUUGAGCUGCUCUGGCCUCACAUUCAGGCUGAUAAUUCCACCCCAAUUGAGUUGUCUUCUGUGUGGAGAUACAGAAGAAAGCUGAAAGAGCAGAAGCCAUGCCCGCCUUCGACUGCUGGACUACAGUUAGAGUCCCCUGGCCCUAGUGUUUACUUGAUUGUGGAGGCUAAUGGUGGUCUUAACCAACAACGCUCUGCGAUUUGCAAUGCCGUGGCUCUUGCUGGACUCUUGAAUGCAAUUCUUGUUAUUCCUAACUUUGAAUUUCAUAAUGUUUGGAGGGAUCCAAGCACUUUUGGUGAUAUAUAUGAUGAAGAUCAUUUCAUAGCCACCCUUGAAGGCCAUGUUAAAGUGGUUAAAGAGCUACCGGAGAUGGUAUUGGAGAGAUAUGAUCACAGCAUCGCAAACAUACCAACCCUUCGUGUCCAAGCUUGGGCUCCUGUGCGUUAUUACAAAGGAGAAGUUUAUCCUAUCCUGCAGAGGCAGGGGGUUAUCCGCAUAGCUCCAUUUGCUAAUAGAUUAGCAAUGAAUGUCCCACCUUCUAUUCAGCAUUUAAGAUGCCUUGCCAAUUAUGAUGCAUUGAAGUUCUCUUCUCCCAUAUCAAAUUUGGCAAGGAAACUAGUUGAACGAAUGACUGAGAUGAGUUCAAGGACUGGUGGAAAGUAUGUUUCGAUCCACCUCCGUUUUGAGGAGGACAUGGUGGCAUUCUCAUGUUGUUUGUAUGAUGGGGGAGAGGCUGAAAAUAGUGAAAUGAAUUCAAUUCGACAAAAAGGAUGGGGAGAUAAGUUCAAACGAAAAGGCCGUGUAACUCUGCCUGGUCUCAAUCGGAUUGAUGGAAAAUGCCCACUAACCCCCUUGGAGGUUGGAAUGAUGCUGCGGGGUAUGGGGUUUGAUAAUAGCACUUCAAUUUAUUUAGCCUCAGGAAAAAUCUACUGGGCAGAGAAACAUUUAGCCCCUCUGCUAAAGAUGUUUCCCUAUCUGCAUACAAAGGAGUCUCUUGCAACCCCAGAUGAGCUUGCUCCUUUUAAGGGAUAUUCUUCGAGAUUGGCAGCUUUGGAUUAUACAGUAUGCUUGUCUAGUGAGGUUUUUGUAACAACACAGGGUGGGAACUUCCCACAUUUCCUAAUGGGUCAUCGGAGAUUCCUUAAUGGUGGACAUGCCAAGACUAUUAUACCUGAUAAGCGCAAGCUUGUUGUUUUACUGCAUGACAUGAGUAUCAGCUGGAAAGAUUUCAAACUUGAGAUGGAAGCAAUGCUCACGGAAAGUGACCGCAAGGGAAAGAUAAUACCUAGAGUGAAAAAAUUCACCAAAAAAUCUUCUGUAUACAGCUACCCUUUGCCAGAUUGUGGGUGUCUCCAAAAACACAAUAGCACUGGGAUUGACCCAUCUGCCCAUUCUUGA